Molecule: messenger RNA, 1073 nt
Organism: Ipomoea nil (Japanese morning glory)
Lineage: Eukaryota; Viridiplantae; Streptophyta; Magnoliopsida; Solanales; Convolvulaceae
Product: inactive protein RESTRICTED TEV MOVEMENT 2
Exons: 2
Coding region: 193-945 (250 amino acids)
Source: RefSeq, a predicted model, not a curated record
GCAUGGACAUUAAUCAAAGAAUAUCUGUUUCCCAAGAAACUCUCUCAUCUCAUCUGCAGAUUAUUGUUGUGUUCUUCUUCUCCCCUUUCUGUAUAUAAACCCUGCAAUGCCCACAUUCAUUUCAUAUCAUAAAACAUUUUUCAAGAAAAUCUUUAGAACAGAAUUAACAAGAAAAAAAAAAAGAGAGUUGAAAUGGAUACAAGAAUGGGAGCUGCUCCUGCACCAAAUCAGGUUUUUGAGGAUUUUGUGCCAAGAUCUGAGUUUGUGACUGAAGCAGAUGCUGACAUCCUUCAGGUUCAUUUGCCAGAUUUCAAGAAGGAACAGCUGAGGGUUCAAGUAACCAGAUCAGGAAUCCUGAAGAUCAGUGGACAAAGGCCUACAUGGGGUGAUAAAUGGCUCAGAUUCCACAAAGAAUUCCCCAUUUCACCAAACUGCACCCAAAACAAGAUCACUGCAAAGUUUGAACGUGGGAUCCUGUUUGUGAGGCAGCCAAAAAUGAUCAUUGCAGAGAAACAAUUCCCUGCAGAGCCUCCAAAACCAUCUGCAGAUGAACAGCGAAAGGCGGGGGAAGAGCCAGCCAAGAAAGCCGAAGAACAGGCGAAAGCCGGGGUAACUGAACCUUCAACUCAGCCCCGAACACCAGCUCCCGGUGAACAGAAAACCGGGGAAGAGCCAAGCAAGAAAGCAGAAGAGCAGAGAAAACGCGAUUCAGAGGCGAAGAAAAGCGAGGGCUUCGUUGAAGAAGACGAGACGAAAAGCAGCAGCAAGAAGGGGUUAUCUGAUGCCAGAAAUGCAGCCAUGAUUGGGAGUUCUGGAAAUAACCUGGCAACAAUGCUGAGACAACCUAGGAGAAUCUUGAAUGUGGCUCUGGUGAUUCUGGUGGUGAUUAGCAUCUGCCUGUAUGUUAACAACAUGAUUAGAUCUUUCAGUGGAGCUGAAGAGUGAUCAUGAAACCACUGUUAUUAUCUCAUGAAGUGGUUGAUUGUGAAUAACACGGCUUACCAGUGUGAUUCAUUUUAUGUUUCUGAAAUGGAAUAAAAGAAAAUUUGGGUUCACAUCAUUCAAGAACAACA